Sorex araneus (European shrew) is the source of this 4810-nucleotide messenger RNA. RefSeq names its product 5-hydroxytryptamine receptor 2A (gene HTR2A). Gene Ontology annotation, cellular component: dendrite; plasma membrane. The coding region runs from base 659 to 2050 and encodes 463 amino acids. Gene Ontology annotation, molecular function: neurotransmitter receptor activity; G protein-coupled serotonin receptor activity. The record is from RefSeq and is a predicted model, not a curated record. Gene Ontology annotation, biological process: G protein-coupled receptor signaling pathway, coupled to cyclic nucleotide second messenger; chemical synaptic transmission. NCBI's taxonomy places the organism in Eukaryota, Metazoa, Chordata, Mammalia, Eulipotyphla, Soricidae. The transcript has 4 exons.
GGAGGUCUGACGAGGGAGCAGCAGCCAGUCCAUUCCCCAGGAAACCACGCGUCCCUCCCUCGGCGCAGGCAGCUCUUCCUACUUCACUGAGCGGUUUCUUUUGUGCGACUUUGAGAGGGGCUUGUGAAUGGUUUCUAAAUGUGCAUCUGUCUCGCCGAGGCAAGCUGCACAUGCAGAGGCAGUCGCCCAGCUGAGUGGGCACGGAGAAAGCCAACCAGGACCCCGCAGCGCUGGAAUUGGCUUGACUCUUGCAUGCAGUGUUUGGAGUCAGCAAAAACAGAAAUCAAAUUAUGAUCCUCUUCUGCUCUGGAAAGCUCUGAAGAAGAAACUCUACCGCGGCUUCCUUACUAUGAGACAUGCACGGAGUCCCCGAAGAACAAAGUGUAUCUAACGUGUGGAUGCUGGAGACGGCAUAGAGGGAGAAAAAGAAAAAAAAAAGAAGAAACCAAACCCUGACUACUAAAAUUGCCAAGGAAGGAAAUAGAGAUGUUGCCUUUCUUUCACUCCUGCUGUCAUGAUGGGAGGAACGCAGCCCCCCAAAGGACCCCCGAAGGAUACCAGCAUCAGUGUGGCAGCUGCGGAGACAAAGACGGAUGGUGAGCAGAGCAUGUAACUUACGAGUUCAACACUUCCUCUUGCUGCAAGUUCCAGCCUAGCCAUGGAUAUUCUCUGCAAAGAAAACACUUCCUUGGGAUCAAGUAUGAACUCCUUAAUGCAAUUAAAUGAUGACUUUAACUCCGGUGAAGCGAACACUUCGGACGCAUUUAACUUGACGGACUCAGAAAACCGCACCAACCUUUCCUGUGAGGGCUGCCACUCACCACCCUGCUUCUCCUUACUUCAUCUUCAGGAAAAAAACUGGUCGGCUCUGUUGACAGCUGUAGUGAUCAUUCUAACCAUUGCUGGAAAUAUACUCGUCAUCAUGGCAGUGUCCCUAGAGAAAAAGCUGCAGAACGCCACCAACUAUUUCCUGAUGUCACUUGCUAUAGCUGAUAUGCUGCUGGGUUUCCUUGUCAUGCCCGUGUCCAUGCUAACCAUCCUCUAUGGUUACCGCUGGCCGCUGCCCAGCAAGCUGUGUGCUGUCUGGAUCUACCUGGAUGUGCUCUUCUCCACGGCCUCCAUCAUGCACCUCUGUGCCAUCUCCCUGGACCGUUAUGUGGCCAUCCAGAAUCCCAUCCAUCACAGCCGAUUCAACUCCAGAACUAAGGCAUUCCUCAAAAUUAUUGCUGUGUGGACCAUCUCAGUGGGUAUAUCUAUGCCAAUACCUGUCUUUGGACUACAGGAUGAUUCCAAGGUCUUUAAAGAAGGAAGCUGCUUACUCGCUGAUGACAACUUUGUCCUGAUUGGGUCUUUUGUGUCAUUCUUCAUUCCCUUAACCAUUAUGGUGAUCACCUACUUUCUGACUAUCAAGUCUCUCCAGAAAGAAGCCACAUUGUGUGUGAGCGAUCUUGGCACACGGUCCAAGUUAUCUUCUUUCAGCUUCCUCCCUCAGAGUUCCCUGUCUUCAGAAAAGCUCUUCCAGCGGUCCAUCCACAGGGAACCAGGGUCCUAUGGCAGGAGGACUAUGCAGUCCAUCAGCAAUGAGCAGAAAGCCUGCAAGGUGCUGGGCAUCGUCUUCUUUCUGUUCGUGGUGAUGUGGUGCCCCUUCUUCAUCACCAACAUCAUGGCUGUCAUCUGCAAAGAGUCCUGCAAUGAGGAUGUCAUCGGGGCCCUGCUCAAUGUGUUCGUCUGGAUCGGUUACCUCUCUUCUGCUGUCAACCCACUAGUGUACACACUAUUCAACAAAACCUAUAGGUCUGCUUUCUCAAGAUAUAUUCAGUGUCAGUACAAGGAGAAUAAAAAACCACUGCAGUUAAUUUUAGUAAACACUAUACCAGCCUUGGCCUACAAGUCUGGUAGUCAACUCCAAACAGGACAAGAAAAGAAUUCAAACAAGGACACCAAAUCAACAGAUAAUGACUGCUCUAUGGUUACUCUAGGAAAACAACCUUCAGAAGAUGUUCCAGAGGACAGUAGCAACAUAGUGAAUGAAAAGGUUAGCUGUGUGUGAUACCCAGUGCCAUGGCAACCAGAAAGUACACACUGAGCAAGGUUUCAUUUAUCUGGAGGGCAGAAAAAGAAAGAAAAGGAGACAAAUUAGGCGAGUAUAGUGGAGCCCAUAAUGAUAACUAUAUGCCUCAUUUUCUUCCGUCAAUGUAAGGCAGGGUUAAAUGCCACAAGAUGUGCACUUCAAAACAUUCUGACAGCAUUUCAGCUGUGAGCUUUAUGAUAUUUAAUUUUAAUAUUGUAAAUGGUAUGACUUUAAAAUAAUUAGCUUUUACUGUGCAGUUAUAAUGAGGUCAUAAAUAAAUCUAAAGUAAUAUAUACAUACAUAUUUUCAAGUGGAAACCUUGCUACUGUGUAUGGCACGAGUUGGUUACUGCUGUAAAUAAAAAUAGCUUCUAAUAAUGACAAAUUUGUUAGCUAUAUUGUCUUCUUAAGAUUUCUCUUGAAAAUUAUUACAUAUUUUGAACAACAAUAAAAGAUACUAAAAAAAGUGUUAUGAAUACUGCAUUGCUAGGUAAUGAAAUGAAACUUGACAACUUUUUCAUUCCUGCUUUUUCAUCGAUGCAAUUUUGAAAUAUUCACCAAGUUGCUGGCAUUUGCUUCAUUUCAAGUGAAUUCUUCUCAGAAGUAAACAAACUUUAAAAGUAAACUUUAAAUGUUAUUUAAGACCUAUUGCUACUUUCUCUUCUACUAGUGCUAUAUUCUCAAUUUCUAAUGUGGUCUUGUUUAGUGUGUGUUCUACUAUGUAAAUUAUCAAAAAGGUAAUUUAAUAUUAACAAUGCAUUUCUAAAAAUUUCUUCUACACAGCACUGUAGAAGUAUUUGGUAGCUUGCUCUCUGGCGACUGCAUUGUGCAUGUGCUCUUUUGAGCCAGUAAGCAGUAUUGAUGUGUGUCAGGAUUGAGGAACUAGCUGGGGUUUCUGGCUGCUGGCAGCAGUAGUCAGUACAUCUCUGUCAAGUGCGGAUGACUUUCCCCUUAGCACCCGUCAGAUAAACAGAUGCUUUUAGAUAAAUUUAUUUUAUUUACUUAAACUUGACACAGCUUUGUUUCAUAGUUAUUUCUUGAGUGUUUACUAUCUCUGAAUAAAUUUUCUAAGGAAGAGAAUAUAAAAAUCAAAACAAAACAUUCAUUUGCCUAAUAUGUUUACAUGGUGCCAGGGAUCAAACCCAGAGCUUCACACAUGUAAAACAUGUACUUUAACACUGAGCCACAACCCUGGCUCCAAGACCUUCCCUUUAAAGUAAAAGACAAAACUAAAAUGGCCCUUGUCAAAAAUCAUUGACAGACUUAUUUUGAAAGUCAGUUCAAUUUAUUUCCUCCAUACCUGAUUAGAGCAAAAUUUUUGAUCUAUGUCUCUAUAACACAACUCAUUUAUUAUUGUUCCUGAAGUCCCAAUAUACAAUAUUUUAUAGAAAAUUUUACAACAGAGCGAGCUAAUUCAUUCUGAUCUACUACUCUAGGUUAAUUUGCACAUUCUUAUUGGAAUAGAUGUGAGAUACAUGAAUACCACACUGGAACAUCUCUGUCAAAUGAAAAAUGAUUUUUCCCUAGGCCUUUUGGAAAAUUAUACAUUUGAAAACUAAAUAAUGUGGGAAGUGUCACUGUAUAAUCUGCAAAUGCACUAGAUUUCUCCUAGUUAUGUCCUUUUUAUACACAGUGAAAGGUAUUUAUUUCAAUUCUAAAAUUAUAGUAAGCCAUUAGUGGUAAAGCUGAAUCUGACCUCCACACCUCUCUUAUGUUCAUGUCAUAAUUGAUAAAAUAUUAAUAUUAAAAACUGUUAUAACAUUCAUCAUAACUGCACAUCUCAUUAUAUAUUAGAAAAAAGCUAGACUCUGGUCCCAUAGUCUCCUCAAUCUUGACCAGAAUGAACAAAUACUGCCUGAUAGAUGUUUCCUGACUACAUAUAUAUUACAGAUGUGUGGGUUUUUUCUCUCCAUUAGUAUCUAUUUAAGUGUAUAUAAACAAACUCCUCUGUAUUCAUAUACAGAUGUGUUUCCAUGCACUUUAUUAUUUAUAUAUUUAUAUGAAGAAAACGCAAGAAAAAACGUGCAUGUUUGUAUCAUGUAAUUUAAAUGUGAAUUUCUGUGCUAAUGUUUCUAUGACCUUCCAUUGCUGUACAAGCAGAUUUAAAUGUAACAGAGGUAUCAAUUCUUUAAAUAAACUGGAACUUUUUAAGGAUUUUUAGCCCAAUUCUAUGAGGGCAAUGAAAAAUAAUAAUCCUUACAUAGAUCAGACUGAUAUGAAAUAAAAUGGUGCCUAUGGGCCCUUUAUUUAAGUCUGGGGAUUUUCUGACUAGUCUGGCUUUUAAAAACCAAUCUUUCCCCAGUGAAACAGAGUUCUUGAAUGAUUUUUGAGUCUGUGAUCAAAAGACUUGCUCUUAGACAAUGCUAUUAAAACAGAGAAACCUUAUUCUACUUUAUGUUGGAUGGUAGAUUCUUCUAUAUUUAAAGAAAGGAACUAAAUGUCAUAAUGAUGGACAUUAUGUUUAAAUAUAUAUAUUUAAUAUAUUUGGCCACAGCGCCAUCUCAUGGUCACUUUUUAAAGUACUACCUAGCCAAAUUCAACUUACUGUAUUGCUUUUGGCAAAGGGUGCUUCUCCCAUUUGUGCAUCAACUGAUACAUAUUUAUAAAGUGUUAAAUUAUUCUGUGCUCUAUGUAAUAAAUACAGUGAAGAUUAUUUUAUGUAAUUGUUUUAAUUAAAUCUACUCUAAAAUAUUUCAGGAAAGAAUGAGUAAAUUGUAAAUAAAGUAUACUCAAAAAUGAA